Molecule: messenger RNA, 2584 nt
Organism: Neoarius graeffei (lesser salmon catfish)
Lineage: Eukaryota; Metazoa; Chordata; Actinopteri; Siluriformes; Ariidae
Gene: trim59
Product: tripartite motif containing 59
Exons: 2
Coding region: 113-1372 (419 amino acids)
Biological process (GO): cilium assembly
Cellular component (GO): centrosome; intraciliary transport particle B; cilium
Molecular function (GO): zinc ion binding
Source: RefSeq, a predicted model, not a curated record
UAUCCACCAGCAGGCAGUUACUCGGAUAGAAGGCAGUGAGCGCGUGUGGGGGGCUGUAUUGCUGAGAGGGUGUUUUCUCAGGAUAGCAGCAGAACCCACCCGUUGUUGUGAUAUGGAGAAUUUGGAGGAGGAUUUGACAUGCUCCAUUUGUUAUUCCCUCUUUAACGAUCCACGAGUACUACCCUGCUCCCACACGUUCUGCAAAGCAUGUCUAGACAACGUGCUCCAGAUCUCUACCAAUUUCUCCAUCUGGCGACCACUUCGCCUACCACUCAAGUGUCCUAACUGCCGCAGCACGGUGGAACUUCCACCUAAUGGCGUGGAAGCUCUGCCGAUUAAUGUCUGUCUGCGCGCCAUUAUAGAAAAGUACCAGCGUGACAAUGAGCCACAAGCUCCUUCCUGCUCUGAGCACCAUCGCCAGCCUCUGAAUGUUUACUGUGUUCAGGACUGCAAGCUUGUAUGUGGCUUGUGCCUCACUAUUGGGCAGCAUCAGGGCCACACCAUUGAUGAUCUGCAGACAGCAUACAUCAAAGAGCGCAAUGCCCCAGCCAGAUUAGUUGAGCGGCUCACGGACAAGCGCUGGGAAGAAGUAUGUGGCCUGUUGGAGAAGUUAGAAAAGGAAAAAUCUCAACAUGAAGGUCUAAUAAAGCAAGACGGCGAAGCUGUUAUGCAGUUCUUUCAGGGCCUGGAGCGCCGCCUUGAGCACAAGAAAGAGGCAUUCAUGAAAGUUCUGGAUCGAGCCAACGGGCAGCUGGCCAGUGCUUAUAAGCCACUCAUCGAGAAGCUUAAGGAUAUGAAGGAGGAGCAGCUAGAGCUCAUCUCCAUCAUCUCAAGCAUCAGUGAAGAUGAGUCAGCCCUCAUUUUCCUGGAGAAGGUGCACCACUUGAGGGAGAGAGUGGAUGCCUUGACUCAGACAGAGCUGCCUGAAGUCCCCACCCUCCACAUAUCACCCCGUUUAGAGGAGUUCCUCAAGGAACACUGGGCUAACGUGACCAUUGGAAGGUUGGAAGAUAGUCCAGUUCCAGAAAUCUCCUGUCAUGUGAAGAGACAUUCCACCAAAGAGCAACACCCAGAAUUAGCUCACAAGUGGAUGUUCAAGUCUGUCUUUGUUGUGGCUUUUCUAAUGGUGCCACUAUUCCUUCUGCUUCUCUGGUCAAAUUCACUGACUGGAAAAUCACUUGAGUUCUCCAAUCUCUCACAAGCAGUAGUGAGUCUAGCUCAUGAACUUUCUUUACCACUUCAUGGCUCAGGGACAUUUCUGUACUGCCUGCUUCACGAUCUUAGCCUUAAAUUCAAUUCGUAUAUUUCGGCUGUAGGAGAGAGCACUUACCAACAUGUGGCCUUCUUUUGUAAAACACUACGGUUAUGCUGAGUCACUGAGCAAGCAGAAGCAGUACUCUGUGGUGUACAGUUAACCUGGACAUACGCAUCAAGUUAAAGUGAAACUUUCCGUGAUGCAUGACUAGACAGCCGAACAGAGCACAGCUUGCUCCAAGCCACGAUGUAGCAGUUAAUAUUCUUGUUUAGACAGAAGGGGAGCAGAACAGCAUUCUAAUUCACCUGAAAUUCAAGCAGUUUUGAGAAUUUCAUAACUUAUGAACCAGUAUAUUUAAAAAAAAGUAUGGUAGCUUAUGAACUAAUUUACAAUAGUGCCGUUUUGUUUCUACUUUUUAAAAUUCCUGAUAUUUUUCUACUGAAACUAACUUGUCUGCCUAUCUGUCAGGUUUUUUUCCUUCAAUGAAAAAUUAUCCAUAAACAUUGGCUGUUCAUUUUAGAAAUUAAACCAUUACACCUGAAAUAAGGGAUGCACUGGUCAAAAGAUACUCUUUAUGUAGGCUAAUGCAGGUAUUGAUUAUGAUCUACACAGGAACAGUGCAGCGUGAUAGAGAUUGGUCACCAUGUGGGUGUCUAACACUCCAGUCUACAGGCUGCGCAGAGUCCAGCAGGACAGCCUUCUGGGUGUACAUAUAUGAGAACGGGAGCGUGCGCAAGAGCACUGCAUAAAGGGAGAACAGAUGCCAGCUAAGGGUAGGCAAGAUCACAAAAAUAACUGAAGACGUUUCUGUAAUAAUGUUUUUCAUUAAAAAAAAAACCCCACACACACCAUCUCAUCUCAUUAUCUCCAGCUGCUUUAUCCUGUUCUACAGGGUCGCAGGCAAGCUGGAGCCUAUCCCAGCUGACUACAGGCGAAAGGCGGGGUACACCCUGGACAAGUCACCAGUUAACCUAACCUGCAUGUCUUUGGACUGUGGGGGAAACCGGAGCACCCGGAGGAAACCCACACGGACACGGGGAGAACAUGCAAACUCUGCACAGAAAGGCCCUCGUCGGCCACGGGGCUCGAACCCGGACCUUCUUGCUGUGAGGCGACAGCGCUAACCACUACACCACCGUGCCGCCCCAACCCACACCUGUAUUUACAAAAAUGAACUACUUGAAUGAAAAAGGAGACCAACAAGAAGUCAUGAGACCUGCAGUAGGAGUAAGGGGAAUAACACACUUGUGCUUCUGCCUCACAGUUUCUCACUGCUGUUUUACACACACAUUUAAAAAGUAAUUAAAUAAAACUUGGUGUUUCUCUCUG